GUAGAGGGGCGCGGAGGGGCGGAAGGGGAUGUCGUCUCCAGUGCGGUCUUCAGGGCCGUGUGGCUGCGGUCUGGCUGCCGGGGCUGCACUUUAAGGAGCAUGUCUUGGCGAACCCUAGCAGUCGCUGUGUAAUGGACUUUAGCGCUUCUUCACUGGAAUUCCAGACGGCGACCCGCGGGGCUUCGGCGGCGCGGUCCGUGUGAGGCCGGGCCGCAGGCCCACUGCCCUGUGCUGGGCAGAGGGACGCCGUGCAGAGCGACGCAGAGCGUUUUCUCAGGUGAACGAAGGUGAUGGGGAAAGGACUCCUUCCAGCUUUUUCUGUGAAAGCAUUACAGAAGAAAUGGCAAGAAGUCUUUUGAAGACAUCGCCUAACCCUGUAAAGACAAAAUUGCUGCAUCAGAUAGGAUUGUCACUUUAUAAUACUUCUCAUGGCUUCCAUGAAGAAGAAGUGAAAAAAAAACUUGAACAGUUUCCUGGUGGAUCUGUUGACCUUCAGAAGGAAAACAAUGGCAUUGGCAUUCUUACGCUGAACAAUCCAAGUAAAAUGAAUGCCUUCUCAGGCGUUAUGAUGCUACAACUUCUAGAAAAAGUGAUUGAGUUGGAAAACUGGACAGAGGGGAAAGGUCUCAUCAUCCGUGGGGCAAAAAAUACUUUUUCUUCAGGAUCUGAUCUGAAUGCUGUGAAAGCACUAGGAACUCCAGAGGAUGGAGUGGCCUUAUGCAUGUUCAUGCAAAACACCUUAACACGAUUUAUGAGACUUCCUUUAAUAAGUGUUGCACUGGUUCAAGGUCGGGCAUUGGGUGGAGGAGCAGAAGUUACUACUGCGUGUGAUUUCAGGUUAAUGACUACAGACAGUGAGAUCAGAUUUGUCCACAAGGAGAUGGGCAUAAUACCAAGCUGGGGUGGUGCCACCCGGCUGGUUAAGAUCAUCGGCAGUAGACAAGCUCUCAAAGUAUUAAGUGGGGCCCUUAAGCUGGAUUCAGAAAAAGCAUUACGCAUAGGAAUGGUGGAGGACAUCUUGCAAGCUUCAGACGAAACCGAAUGUCUCAAAGAAGCGCAAGAGUGGCUACAGCAGUUUAUCAAAGGGCCACCAGAAGUAAUCAGAGCUUUGAAAAAAUCUGUUUCUUCAUGCAGAGAGCUUUGUUUAGAGGAGGCAUUACAGAGCGAGAGAGAUCUUCUAGGAACACUUUGGGGUGGACCAGCAAAUUUAGAGGCUGUUGCUAGGAAGGGAAAGUUUAAUAAGUAAUUUUUAAAAAUACAUAAGUAAAGUCGCUCAGUCGUCUCCGACUCUUUGCGACCCCAUGGACUGUAGCCUACCAGGCUUCUCCCACAGGAUUUUCCAGGCAAGAGUACUGGAGUGGGUUGCCAGUUCCUUCUCCAGAAGAUCUUCCCCACCCAGGGAUCGAACCCGGGCCUCCUGCAUUGUAGGCAGACGCUUUACUGUCUGAGCCACCAGGGAAGUCUUAAAAAUACACACUGCAAGUUAAAACCCCAGUGAUUAAUAUGUAUAAAAGUUGAAUGGUAUCAAAUAUCAGUGUUAAAACUACUUAGAAGGUAGUAAAGUAUUUGUAAUAUUAGUAUAACAACUGUUUGACUGAACUCAGCUGGUCUAAUUUUCAGUUUAUUCAGGUAGUUGCUAAUUUUGAACCUCUUAAUACACAACACUUUUGGCUUAAACAUAAUCAUUAAUUCCCAGAUUCCCAUGAUAGUUAUUAGGCUAUAACCAAAGGCUAGUUUUUAGGAAAAACUACACAAAACCUAUUCCUGGUGUUCUUUCUCAUAAAGUCUUAACCUGAAGUAAUUUACAAAAAUAAUAUAAUGAAGCUUAGAGAACAAAAGUGGAAAGGGGUCGGGGGACAGGAAGAUAUGUAGUUAUGAUUAGUCCUUUCUUCUGUUCCAUGCAGCUGCAUUAAGGAAGUCAUGGACUGGUCCUUCUUUUAAGGAUGCUCCUCACCCCACCCUUCUACAAAUUUGGACCUUAUUUGAUCUUAUUAAAUAAUUGCUAGAUUUUUAUUUUUGGUUAUCUACGAAAUGAUGGCCACCAUACAAAAAGUCUGACUCUACAAAAUUGGCCAGUUGAUUUGUAUGCACCAGAAUUUCCAAGCUAGCAGUUACUAUAGUUUAUGUAGUAAUCAACUUGUCUUUGAUCAGAGACUCAUGAAGCAUCGUGUUACACAUGAAUCAGAUUUGUUUUUUUUUUUUUUUUGCUGAGAAAUAGCUAUCUUUUCUUCUUUUAGAACUAGGUAUAUUUAAAAGUAAAUUUAAUAAUGAUGGAUGACAGACUUUUAUGAUCUUAGUAAUAGACUUAAAAAAAAAAUCUAAGUCAAGGAAUUAAGUCCUAAUCUUAUCACAAGAGGUAAAAGGUAAUUUUAUUAAAGUAAUGACAGUUUAUAUUUACUAUUGUAAUAUUCAAUUCACAUUUGAUAAAUUGUACUAAAGACAACUUGCAUAUGCUUCAUCAACAUAAUCCUGCUGUUUUGAUUUAGGAAAAUAUAGAAGGUAAACUCAUGUUACUUUUCUGCAGAAUCAAAUUCUGAUUACCAAAUUAACCCAGCAUUUCCAACCUUGCUGUAGAUUCUACAACAUUCUGUGUUGAGUCAGUUUGUGUCUACUACUGCUGUUUAGAAAUAAACCUACCAUUUAAUUCA
Molecule: messenger RNA, 2648 nt
Organism: Cervus elaphus (red deer)
Lineage: Eukaryota; Metazoa; Chordata; Mammalia; Artiodactyla; Cervidae
Gene: ECHDC1
Product: ethylmalonyl-CoA decarboxylase 1
Exons: 7
Coding region: 341-1246 (301 amino acids)
Biological process (GO): fatty acid beta-oxidation
Cellular component (GO): cytosol
Molecular function (GO): enoyl-CoA hydratase activity
Source: RefSeq, a predicted model, not a curated record